AUGGCGCGAAAAGAGCUGUCCACAGUCUCCAACAGCCAUUCUUGCGGAGAGCCUGUCAAACCAGCGCCAAAUCCGCCCAAUACUGAACCUCUUGAACAGGAGGAAUACCCACCUCUCUCAAAGGUCAUUGUCAUUGUUGCCGCAAUGAUGUGUACUGCUUUCCUCGUUGCAUUGGAUCGUCUGAUCAUUGCAACGGCCAUACCCGUCAUCACCAAUCACUUCAACUCCCUUGCAGACGUUGGUUGGUAUGCAUCGGCCUAUCUCCUCACAAUGUCUGCAUUCCAACUCUUGAUCGGUCGGAUUUACACCUUCUACAACCCUAAGACCGUAUAUAUUGUCUGUGUAGGGAUAUUCGAGUUGGGCUCCCUGGUCUGCGGCGUUGCACCAAACUCCACCGCACUUAUCAUCGGUCGUGCCAUCGCCGGCGUCGGCAGCGCAGGCAUCUUCUCUGGGGCAAUCACAAUAAUCGUCUAUCUUGUCCCGUUGCAGAAGCGACCUGCCUGGACCGGCAUCUUUGGCGCCGUCUUUGCCAUUGCUUCCGUCGCUGGGCCCCUACUGGGUGGCGUUUUUACCGACAAGGUCUCUUGGAGGUGGUGCUUCUAUAUCAAUUUGCCCGUCGGUGGAGCUAUGAUGGUACUGUUAUUCUUCGUGCUGGAACUCCCGGCCGCAACCAAUAAGAGGACCAAAGUACCCUUCAAGGAACGACUCCAGAAACUUGACCCAAUCGGAACAGCGGUCUUUAUCCCUUCUAUCGUCUGUCUCCUGCUGGCCCUGCAGUGGGGUGGCACUACAUACAACUGGUCCAACGCACGUAUCAUUGUCCUGCUAAUCCUUUCGGGAAUCCUCUUUAUCAUCUUCGUCUAUCUUCAACAUGUCUUCCAGGAGGACGCCACUAUUCCCCCACGGAUUAUCAAGAAUCGCUCCGUCUCAGCAGGCGUGCUAUAUGCCUUUUUCAGCGGCUCAGGGAUGAUGACCAUAGUUUACUUCCUCCCUAUCUGGUUCCAGGCCAUCAAAGGUGCCUCGGCUGUUCACUCGGGAAUCAUGAACCUCCCAGCUGUAUUGGGUAUCACGAUUUCCUCCAUGCUGGCCGGCUUUGCAACCCGCAAGAUCGGCUACUUCACACAGUGGAUGUAUCUUUCAUGCCUACUGACGUCCAUUGGCUCAGGUCUUAUCUCCACGUUUACAACAACUACAGCCCACCCGAAAUGGAUUGGAUAUCAGGCCAUCUGGGGUUUGGGAUUGGGACUAGGCAUGCAACAGCCCAGUGUCGCUGCACAAGUCGCACUGGCCCGCAAGGACGUGCCCACGGGUGCAUCAAUGAUGUUCUUUGCGCAAACGCUAGGCGGCUCAAUAUUCGUCAGUGUCGCGAACAACAUCUUCGACAACACCCUUGCCUCGGACCUGAAGAAAAUUCCCGGCGUCAACGCAGACGUAGUCACACACGUUGGGGCCACCGACCUCCGUGGCAUUGUACCUCCGCAGCUCCUACCUUCUGUGCUCGUGGCAUACAACGGCGCGCUAAGAAAUGCCUUUUACGUCGGGGUGGCCGUGUCCGCGGCAACCAUUCUUGGUGCUUUGGCCAUGGAGUGGAAGAGUCUGAAAAAGGUUGCUGCUGCGCAACAAGCUGCGGCCAAGGCUGCGAGGGAGGCAGCUGCAAGCGAGCAAAACGAUAGUAAGCCCAGUUCGACUGAUGAGACAGGAAUAGAGACAGAAAGGGGUGGUGGACAGACGGAACAGGAGCCAGUGAAUGAGAAGAGGAAAUCUGCUGAGGAAGUCUAA
Cladophialophora bantiana CBS 173.52 is the source of this 1779-nucleotide messenger RNA. RefSeq lists its product as uncharacterized. The transcript is spliced from 2 exons. The record is from RefSeq and is a predicted model, not a curated record. Gene Ontology annotation, molecular function: transmembrane transporter activity. NCBI's taxonomy places the organism in Eukaryota, Fungi, Ascomycota, Eurotiomycetes, Chaetothyriales, Herpotrichiellaceae. The coding region runs from base 1 to 1779 and encodes 592 amino acids. Gene Ontology annotation, biological process: transmembrane transport.